Antechinus flavipes (yellow-footed antechinus) is the source of this 8045-nucleotide messenger RNA. RefSeq names its product poly(ADP-ribose) polymerase family member 14 (gene PARP14). Gene Ontology annotation, molecular function: NAD+ poly-ADP-ribosyltransferase activity; transcription corepressor activity. Lineage: Eukaryota; Metazoa; Chordata; Mammalia; Dasyuromorphia; Dasyuridae. Gene Ontology annotation, biological process: negative regulation of gene expression. Bases 1072 to 6483 code for a protein of 1803 amino acids. The transcript is spliced from 17 exons. Gene Ontology annotation, cellular component: cytoplasm; nucleus. The record is from RefSeq and is a predicted model, not a curated record.
UGGAUAGUACUGACUGAAAUUCAGUGGCCUGGGUUUGAAAAUUCCAGCUCAGUUCCUCAGUCCCAGAGGUAGCUAGCUAGGUGGGUGCAGGGAAUAGAGCACUGAGUCUGGUGUCAGAAGAUCUGAAUUCAAAUCCAGCCUCAGAUUAGCUGUGUGACUCUAAGCAAGACAUUUAGAUUCUGUUUCGUUCAGUUUUCUCAAUUACAAAAUGGGAUGAUAACAACUCCUACCUCAAAAGGAUUUUGAGGAUCAAAUGAGAUAUUUGUUAAGCACUUAGCACAGUGCCUGGUACAUGGUUUAGUUCCAUAUAAAUGUUUAUUGCCUUCCCAGUGGGAUCUUCCUGAGUCAACGUCUCUGAGUCUCAUCUCCCUCCUUUUUAAUAUCAGGACGUUAACUUAGUUGAUUUCUAAGUUUAUUCUAGAUAUAAACCUAUGAAAACCUAUAAAGUUUGGAGGCAGAAAGUUGUUCCGGCUGGGUUUGUAAAGCUCUAGCUGAAUUCAGAACGAUAUUCUACUAAUAAAAACGCGCUGUUUGUUUGUUUGUUUGUUUGUUUUGUUUUGUUUUGUUUUGUUUUGUUUUUUUUGGUUUUUUUCCUUAGAAAAAGAGAAGUUUUCUGGAAAUUUGACAGUUUUAUAUGUAAAUCCUCUUCCCUAAAACAAAAUCCGGAAAAUAAGCGCUCUCUUAUUAGCCGAAAUGUAAAGAGAAGGGGUUCUAUUUAAAAGAUGAGUUCGUAUGGGAGGGAGGCUGGAGAAGAUGUUUGUGAGGUCCUGGAGAAUCUUUUCCCCCUCCUGCCAACAUACCCUUUGCUUACCUGAAAUACGAUCGUCUGCAACCGCCAAAUACAUGGAUUGUGAAAGUGGGAAUAAGAAAGGAGCUUUUGGGGAAAUGAAACUGAAAGUUCGCAAGUUGUCUCUGAGGAGGGCGGAAGGAGGAGGGGGCGAGUUGGGUUAAAGGUCCAGGAAGGAGUUAGGACUCCUCCCUUGCCAGAGCCUUCUCUGCUCCCCAACUAUCAGUUCCUAAACUGAUUUUACAGCCCCGGUUCCUCUACUCACGAGUCCCGAAUCUGCCUUCAUGGCAACUGACUGGGCUGCCCACAGCCCACCGUACCGUGUUCUGGUCCGGGUGUCUAAGAGUUGUUCUAGACUGGAGAAGAAACUGCAAAAAUAUUUCCAGAGUCCGCGCAAGUCCGGGGGAGGCGAGUGCGUGGUCAAAGCCGGCCCCGAAGAAGGCACUUUCUGGGUAGAAUUUCUGGAAAAACAAGCAAGGCAACGAGUUUUGGAGAGAGAAAAUCAUGAGUUAGAAUUGCCAGGAGAAGAAAAGCUGAAGCUCACUGUCAGAUUGCCUACAGCAAAGGAUGAGGAUGAAGGCAAUGAAGAAAAAAUCUCAAGAGAAGAAUCUACAAUCAAAGACAGAGUGCAAGAACAAGGUGUAUCAGAAGACCAAUACACAAAGCUUUCACUGUACAGAACAUUGGAUGAGACAGAGGACACCUCCAAAGGCUCUGAAAAUUUUCCUUCUUUGGUUGCACUUAAAAAUCUCCAAGAUCAGGAGGAUGAAUAUUUCCUAGUUUUGUUGGUGGAGAACAUUAGUGGUCUAUCAAAAACUGAAGGAGAUUUUGAAGUAGAAGUCAUUCCAGAAGUAGAAGCUGCUGUGUUUACCUUUCUGAAACACAUAGACAUAAAGAAAUUUGUUAAUCGUUGUUCUCAAAACCAAGUAGUCCAAGAAAAAAAGAUUUUAGUAGAACCGCUGGAAGAGACAAGAACAAUCCUGGUGGAAAACUUGCCCCGCAAUGUUAAUGAAAUGUAUAUCAUUCUUUUCUUUGAAAACCCUAAUAAUGGAGGGGGACCAGUAACCAAAGUCCAGUCUUUCCCAAAGGACAAUUCAGCCCUGAUUCAGUUUUCUGAAUGCAAAGUGGUCAAAACUAUACUGACAAAGAAGCUUCUCUUCAACAACAGUCCUAUUUCGAUGUUCCCAUACUACUAUAGUUUGGGUACUGCUUUAUAUGGAAAGGCAAAGCGACAAGUGAAGCUGCCAGAGCCCUUAAAAAUGCCAAUGGAGCCUUAUCUAUUGAAAUUCUUACAGAAAGAUGAUCAAAUAAUUGAAAAGAUAAUUAGCACCAUGGAAAGCUACCAUUGUGUUUUGAUGUGGCCAAGGACUGAUUGUAAAGAACCAGAAAUUAUACUCAGUCCUUCAGCCACUUUAGUCAACAACAAAACAAAGAGUAACAUAAUCAAGAUGUGGAGUGAGGAUGUUUCCUUGAGAUUCUCUUCCCUCAUGUCUGAAUACCAGGUCAGGAAAUGUAAGGUGAACCCAUUGAUAUGGGAAGCCAUUAGAAACAGCAUAGAAAAUGAGAGCAUUUUGACUGAGUUUGAUAAGCUUCAGGAGACAGUGAUCAUAGCAGGGAGAGUGGAGGAUGUGCAAAGAACUGAAUCACAAAUACGAAUUCUGAUAGAAAGAGAAAAACAAAGUAUAAGAGAGAACUUGAUUGUGUGUCCUGGAAGGUUUUCUAUUUUAUGCAAGAGUGGAUUAAAAGAGACUCUCCAUAAGGAAUAUCCAGAGCUGGAAUAUACAUACAAUGCCCCCACAAAGAGCAUUUGUCUGAGGGGAUUGGCUGCAGAUGUGUACAAAGCAAAGAGUGAAAUUCUGGAGAAGUUACAGAGUUUAGCUCAGAAAUCUCUUCAUCUUCCUCCUCAGAUCAUUCAGUUUCUGCAGCAGGUGAAUUGUGAGAUAUUCUCUGAAUCUCUUUUUGGAGCUGAGAAAAUUCCUGUUGUUUAUGAUUUGGAGGGUGAAGCAGUUGUGCUAAUUGGUUCCUCUCCUCAAAUUCUUUGUGAAGCUGAAAAACAUGUAAAGAAAGCCUUAAACUUUAAAUGCAUCAACUUGGCAGACAGUAGAAUUCUUGGUGAUCCUCAGUGGAAAACACUCAUUGAUGGUUUAAAGAAGAAAUACAACCGCUCCUCAAAGACUGUAAUAAUAGAAGAGCAAAAUUCAGAUGCUGGAGUGAAGACAAUGAUUGCUGGUUGUGUUAGUCCAGUAGAUGAAAGCUACCAAGAACUUUAUGAAUUUAUAGAAAAAAACACAAAGAUAGAGGAGUUAGUUGCCGUGAAAUCUCUAGGGGUUAUUCAGUAUAUGAAAGAUGAAAAUAAGCAAAUCUGGGAAAAAUUAAAGGAAAAAAGUGUAAAAGUCAAUUUUAAAACUCAGGCUACCCAAAAAGGCAUUUUGCUGAGUGGUCCAAAAGGAGAAGUGAUGAGAGGAGUGGCCAUAGUUAAACAAACACUAGAUUCAAUACAUGUUAAAAAUUUUACCAUUGAUAAACCAGGGGCCAAGUCCUUAUUCAAAAGCAAAGAAGAAUAUUAUACAAGGGAAGCCAAACUGAAGUAUAAUUGUUACAUUUGGCUACAAGAAGAUGGAGAAGAAAACAAUGGGGGUAAUAUUAAUGGGCAGAAGAUCUACUGCCAGAUAACCUUAAAAUCUGGCAUCUUGUUGACUGUUCAGAAAGGUGACUUAACCAAGUUCUCAGCAGAUGUGGUGGUGAAUGCAGCAAAUGAGACCCUAAAACAUCAUGGAGGCUUAGCAGCUGCACUCUCUAAAGCAGCAGGCCCAGAGCUACAGAGGGACUGUGAUAGGAUAAUUCAGAAACAGGGUAGGGUCCCUCCUGGAUGUGCUGUUGUCUCAGCUGCUGGACAGCUCCCAUAUCAGCAAGUGAUUCAUGCUGUUGGUCCCAGGUGGAGACAAGAACAUGCUCACAGGUGUGUGCAGUUACUAAAAAAUGCUAUCACAGAGAUUCUUUAUCUGGCUGGAGAAUUUGGACACACUUCAAUAGCUAUCCCAGCUCUUAGUUCUGGGGUCUUUGGCUUCCCCUUAAAAGAGUGUGCAGAAUCCAUCAUUCUGUCCAUCAAGGAAAACUUCCAGUAUUCCCAAAAACAUAGCUUGAAAGAGAUUCAUCUUGUUGAUUCCUCUGAGGAGACAGUUCAGGCUCUUUCCAAAGCUAUGCAGACCAUCUUUAAAGAUGUAUUACCUAGUAAUAAUUCACUGUCCUCUGCAACAUUAGAAAACCAGAAAACCACCAUGAAAAAAAGUAUUGAACAUAGAAAUAUGUUACAUUCCAUCCAAACCAGUGAACAUCUGACAAUUGUUUUGAUGAAAGGAGAUGUUCAGGAUGCUGAGACAGAUGUUAUUGUAAAUUCCAUCCCUUUGGAUCUUCAUCUUAACAGUGGACAACUUUCUGGGGCCUUAUUGAAGAAAGCUGGCCCAGAACUUCAGGAAGAAAUAAAUGCAUUGGGGAAAAAGGCAGUGAAAACAGGCUCUAUUCUCCUGACAAGAGGCUACAAUCUGGACUGCAUGUUUGUGCUCCAUGUGGUGGCUCCUAACUGGGAUAAUGGAGCAGGAAAAUCACAAAAGAUCAUGAAAAACAUUAUCAGAGAAUGCCUAGAAACCGCUGCCUCUCUAUCUUUAACAUCAAUCACUUUUCCGGCAAUUGGAACAGGAAAUUUGAGAUUUCCAAAAGAUGUUUUUGCAAAAUUAAUCAUGUCUCAAGUGUUCGAAUUCAGUAGAUCAGGACUUUUGAAGACUCUAAAAGAAGUGUGCUUUCUGCUGCAUCCCAGUGAUACUGACAACAUUCAGGCAUUCAAAAAAGUAUUCACUAAAUAUUCUGAUGGAAAUACUACCAGUGAAAGAGUUUCCAACACCAGUGAUACACAAGAUGAUUUUGACACUAUUUCUAGCCCUGAAUUGGGUGUAUAUGAAAGCAAGAUUGGAUCCAUUAUCUUUCAAGUUGCUUCUGGGGACAUCACGAAGGAAGAGUCUGAAGUUAUUGUAAAUUCAACAGACAGCACAUUUACCCUCAAAAAGGGGGUUUCCAAAGCCAUUUUAGAAGCUGCUGGACCAGCUGUAGAAUCAGAGUGCACUACAUUAGGUGUGAAUUGUCAAGGAAAUUUUAUAGUAACACAAGGUGGAAAUCUAAUGUGCAAAAAAAUAAUUCAUGUUAUUGGAGGAAAUGAUGUGAAACAAACUGUCUCUGAAGUCCUACAGGAAUGUGAAAAAAUGAACUAUGUGUCUGUUUCUCUUCCAGCCAUUGGAACAGGACAAGCCAAAAAAAACCCUACCAAUGUUGCUGAAUCAAUAAUGGAUGCCAUUGAAGAUUUUGCACAUAAAGGGUCUGGCCAAUCACUGGAAAAAAUAAAAGUGGUCAUCUUCUUGCCGGAGCUCCUGAAAGUGUUUCAUGAUGUUAUGAAAAAAAGAAUGACAUCUAAAUUAUCAAGCUCAAACCCUGUGAUCUCAAUGAUAAAAUCACUUUUCGGUUUUGCAAGCCAACCUCCUCCAAAACAAGAUCAUUUGGUUUUGGAAAAAAUAAAAAAAUCGUCAACUUUCCAGGUGUGUGGUGAAAGCAAGAAGAAUGUUGAAAGCACUAUCUCUUGGAUACAAGAUUUGAUUUUAAAGGAAUUCCUAAGUGACUCUUUCUCUGAUGAGUACAUUCAAAAGUUUGGUGAAAAAGAGUACAAUGAACUGAAUGAAUUACAAAAAAAGUUAAAUAUAAUCAUUGAGGUGAAACGUGAAGAGUCAGAAAUUAAGGUCACUGGAACUGCCCAAGAUGUGAUCAAGGCUUCCAGGGCAAUUGAGGGCAUGAUCAAGAGAAGACAUUUACAUGUAGAUGAGGAGUUGAAGGCUGAAGAACUCAGUAAGACCACCACAUGGCAGUAUAUUGACAAUGGUGUUUCCAAGUCUUUUGACAAAAUAACUAAUCUGCAUUUAGAGAAUGCAAGAAAAGAAAAGAAAAAGAAAAUUGAUAUUAAAAUUAACAAUGAAAACUACACAGUAGAUUUUGCCACAAACUCUGCUACAAAUGGAAAGGGUAAAGAAUUGAGUGUUCAGUGCGUCAAAAAACGUGAAGUUGAGAUCCCUAAUUACUGGGAUGACAUGAAAGACCAGAACCUUCUGUUGGUGGAUUUACCUCCAGAUCAUCAAGAAUACAAGCAAGUAAAAGACAAGUUUUGUCAGACCUGUCCCACACAUACAAUAGAGAAGAUUCAGAGAAUACAAAACAAAUGCCUUUGGAAUUUGUAUCAGGCAAGGAAAAUAUCAAUGGAUGAGCAGAACAAAAAGACAAACAAUGAAAGAUUCCUCUUCCAUGGGACAGAUGCUAACUCAGUACCCGGGGUCAAUAACCAAGGCUUUAAUCGCAGUUAUGCUGGGAAAAAUGCUAUAGCAUGGGGGAAAGGAACUUAUUUUGCUGUCAAUGCCUCCUAUUCAGCUAGUAAUACAUAUGCCAGACCAGAUAUAAAUGGAAAGAAGCAUGUAUAUUAUGUGCGAGUACUUACUGGUGAUUACAUUAUUGGAAAUUCAUCAUUAAUUGUUCCUCCAUCAAAGGGACCUCAAGCUGCUGAUGUUCUAUAUGACAGUGUCACUGAUAAUAUGCAAAAUCCAAGCUUAUUUGUCAUAUUUUUUGAUAAUCAGUCUUAUCCAGAAUACCUUAUUACUUUCAAAUAACAUUUUGGUUUCAUAUCCAAGAGACAUUAUUUGUUUUAGCAUUCAGUGCAUUUUGUAAGGUUACAAUGUUCAUUCUUGUUGCUGAAAUUAAUAGUUUUGCAUUAAUGCCUGUGUGACUUUUAACAUGUUCUUCUUAUGGUCAUUGAGAAAUUGAUAAAUUGUCGAUAAAAAAUGGCAGUGUUCAGAUGAAGAUCAAAGAUACCUCUAGUUAUAUGAAAAAAUGCUCAAAAUCACUAUUGAUUGGAGAAAUACAAACUAAAACAACUCUAAAGUACUACCUCAUCUCUCUCAGAUUGGAUAAUAUUACAGAAAAAUAAAUUGAUAAAUGUUUAAAGGGAUGUGGGAAAAUGAGACAGUAAUGCACUCUUGGUGGAGUUAUGACCUUAUCUAACCAUUCUGGAGAACAGUUGUUAAGGGUCCCAGCCCUAAUUCCCGAGUGGACCAGGCCUUACGUGACCAGCACUGCCUGUCCACUUGAAUGGCAAAAAAUGUGAGCAAUGAGGGACAAGAGCCAGGAUGGUGUGAGACUCCAUUUAUUACAUUAUUGCAGGUCCUUUUAUCAUCUUGGUGCUUGUUUCUAGUUAAUACAUCAUACAUAAUCACAUCCUAGCCUAUAGUAGAUACAUGAUUCUCUACAGGAAGCUACACAUAGAUUUGUUGUGUACAUUCCUUUCCUAAUAAGGAUAUUCAAGGUCCUCCCUUCUAAGAUCCAGCAAGCCUCUCCUGGAAACUGCCACGUUUCUCCUUUGGGUGGGGCCCCCUUCCUCCCAGAGCCAUCUUGUUCACACUUACAGAUUACCUCAGAUUACCUGAGCUGUGCCCUGUGUGAUGCCCAAGGUUGGCAGACUUUCUUGCAAACAAUUUGGAACUAUGCCCAAAGGGCAAUCAAAAUGUGCAUGCCCUUUGCUCCAACAAUACUACUACUAAGUUUGUAUCCCAAAAGGAUUUUUUUAAAGGGAGAAAGUACUUAUUUGCACAAAAAUCUAGCAGUUCUUUAUGUGGUGGCAAAGAAUUGGACAUUUAGGGAUGUCCAUCAAUUGGGGAAUGUCUAAACAAAUUGUGGAAUAUGAAUGUAACAGAAUACAAUUGUGAUAUAAGAAUUAGUGAUUUCAGAAAAAUCUCAAAAGACUUACAUGAACUCAUGCAACGUGAGAUGAGCAGCAUCAGGAGACUAUUGUAUGCAGUAAAAAUGAUGUUGGAUGAUGAACAUCUGUGAAGGACUUAGCAAUGCAACGAUUCAAGACAAUUCUAAAGGACUCAUGAUGAAAGAGAAAGAAUCAGUGGAGUUCAAAUGUAAAUUGAAACAUACUAUUUUAAUUUUAUUUUUUUAUGGUUUUUUUCUUUUGAUUUGUUUCUUCUUUCACAAUAUGACUGAUACGAAAAUAUGUUUUACAUGAUUGCACAUAUAUAACAAAUCAAAUUGCUUACCAUCUUAGGGUGGUGGGAGAUAAGGUUAGGAGGGACAAAAUUUGUGAUUCAAAAUUUUUUUAAUUGAAUGUUAAAAAUUGUAUUUAUGUCUAAUUGAAAAAAUAAAUAUAUACAUAUGUGUCUGUGUGUACAUA